ACGACAUUAAAGGACAGAAAAUUUCCUGUACUUAUUACUUGUAGAUAUAGAACGAUAUAUACAUUGUUUUCGCGGCAAAACUUAACGGGUCCGAUGCACUUAAUAUGUUCGAAGAAAAUCCUGUAAGAACUAAAUCACUAGAAAGGUUAAAAAAAAUGAUCCCGAAGCCAUUUCGCGUGUUGACCAAAGGCGCUGCUAUAAUUUUUGGAGGAUUUCUGACUCUUAAUCUUGUUGCUACUGUUUCCGUUGGUGCACUUCGCUCUUUAGCUGAAAAGAAACGGAAAAAGCUUGCCUUGCCUUGUGGGGUUUGUAAUGGGAAAGGAUUUUACAUAUGUAAGCUGUGCAACGGAAAUGCUACGAUAAAGUGGUCACCUUUGUACGAUCCUAUUCAUAUUAACCCUUGUGUUUGCCCUACUUGUGAUGGUAACAGGGUGCAGCGUUGCCUAAACUGUCUUGGUAAAGGUUAUAGUUGACUGCUUGACUUAUAGGAAAGUGGGUAGGUGCUGGGAACUCCAAAAUUUUUCCUUGAAAUUUCUAGAUUGCUUUCUUGAUGGCAUAAGUUAUAAUUUGAUCAAUAGCUCCUUCAAAUGGAGUAAUUCCCUCAGUGAAUUUGUUGUAAGAGGAAUUUCACUCCAUAAUUAGGAAGCAAUCUAUAUAGAAUUUACCCAUGGAGCUAAGGAGAUUUCUGCUAGUAUAUGAUGACAAGAAAAGUAGCAAUCUCUUCUCAAAUUGGGUUCUCAAAAGUAAAGAAAUUACACAUUGCACUUGGCAUAGGUGCAACUUGACCAGUCUAUUGUAUUUACUCUACAUGUCCAUGGCUUCAUUAAAGUUCAAGUGGUAAUAAUGUAAUUUUGGGUAAAGCUUUUUGAUUGUGGAUUUGUGCCGUGGAGCUUGAUUUUAUUUAGAACACAAAAAAAAAAAAAAA
Molecule: messenger RNA, 925 nt
Organism: Durio zibethinus
Lineage: Eukaryota; Viridiplantae; Streptophyta; Magnoliopsida; Malvales; Malvaceae
Product: protein BUNDLE SHEATH DEFECTIVE 2, chloroplastic-like
Source: RefSeq, a predicted model, not a curated record